Molecule: messenger RNA, 342 nt
Organism: Brenthis ino (lesser marbled fritillary)
Lineage: Eukaryota; Metazoa; Arthropoda; Insecta; Lepidoptera; Nymphalidae
Source: the annotation of a GenBank genome assembly
AUGUACCUAAUAUGUAGCUAUAGCCAAUAUUUCCAAAAAGGGAAUAAAAAAAAUAACUCGUGUUGUCCACCCCCCAGGGAGCACCGGACGAGUCCGGCGCAGGUGGCAGUGCCGGGUGGCACGCGCUCGCGACCCCCUUCGCGCCUCGACCGCGUCCCGCGCCGCGCUGCUGGCGCCGCGCCCUCAACGUCGACCCGCCCUGGCUGCGGCGUGCGCCCGCCCGCUGACACAUUACUUUGCCGACCACCUGACACUUGUGGACUAGCGCUAACGGACCCCUACCACCGGGCUCGGACACCUGACCCCCCCUGUAUCGCACCCCCCAUCCCUCGCAUAGCCGAC